Messenger RNA from Felis catus (domestic cat), 2424 nucleotides. RefSeq names its product olfactory receptor 2A14. NCBI's taxonomy places the organism in Eukaryota, Metazoa, Chordata, Mammalia, Carnivora, Felidae. Bases 794 to 1726 code for a protein of 310 amino acids. The transcript has 3 exons. The record is from RefSeq and is a predicted model, not a curated record. Gene Ontology annotation, molecular function: olfactory receptor activity; G protein-coupled receptor activity. Gene Ontology annotation, cellular component: membrane. Gene Ontology annotation, biological process: G protein-coupled receptor signaling pathway.
AGUUGGGUUCAAAUGACAGAAGAAAGCCCUUGCUUGCGGAAGCAGAUCUAUCAGGUUCCGCCAAGAGAACCGUGUCUAUGGGCUUCACCUCCCGAUGAGACCCCUUUUGCACAGGAGAGUUAAUUUCGGUCCUUCCCUGUGCGGUUUCUUUUAAACCCAAGGCUAUGUUUGAAGAAAAGAACACAGAUUAUACCACUGUAAGUAAAUGUGGUUCAUUAGCCCCUAGAAGGGGUUUGCAGGUGGGAUAUGGGGAAAGGGGGCAGGAAUGAAAUUGCUGGCUCUGGGCAUUAGUGACUAGCUGCCUUCCAUGUGGCCCUAAGCCUACCUUCAGAACUAGAGUCCUGGUGAGGAUCUCUAGGUACCGCUCCCUGUCUGCUUCUGGCCCUCUAGGACCAUCUGUGCACACGCCCCUCAUCGUCCUCAUGUGGCAGCUCUUAGCUUUGUCUUGACUGUGUGAGAGAAGACGAAUCAGCAUGUAGGAUGCGGUCUGACUAAAGGGCUACAAAGAACUUCAGAGGUCACGUGGCCCAGGUGUCUCUCCUUACAGAUAAAAAAAUCCUGAAGUCACAGGUAAGUGGUUCCUUGCCCUGAGACGGAUCUUCCUUCCCUGCCUGUUAAAUGCCUGCCCCUGCAGACACUGGGAAACAUCCUCUGCCCAAACAGACCCACUUAUCGCUUGCCCGGGAGACAGAUGGCAUUCUCUUACAAGGGAAACCCAGGGGUGGUAAUCAACCAUGGUGUCUCCUUAUUCCUGGCCUGAAGAAAUAGAGAAAUAAACCAAGAAAUCAGGAGCAUGGGAAGCAACCAGACAUGGGUCACAGAAGUCACCUUGCUGGGAUUCCAGGUUUAUCCAGCACUGGAGUUUUUUCUCUUUGGACUUUUCUGUCUCUUCUAUAGCCUCACUCUUCUGGGGAAUGGGGUCAUCUUAGGGCUUAUCUGCUUAGACUCUAGACUGCACACCCCCAUGUACUUCUUCCUCUCCCAUCUGGCCAUCGUUGAUAUGUCCUAUGCUUCCAACAAUGUACCCAAAAUGCUGGCAAAUCUUUUGACUCAGAGAAGAACCAUAUCCUUUGUUCCUUGCAUUAUGCAGACUUUUUUGUAUCUAGCUUUUGCUCACGCAGAGUGCCUGAUUUUGGUCGUGAUGUCCUAUGAUAGGCUUGUGGCGAUCUGCAAUCCCCUACAUUACACUGUCAUCAUGAGCUGGAGAGUGUGCACAGUCCUGGCCAUCACUUCCUGGGUGUUUAGCUUCCUCCUGGCCCUCGUCCAUUUAAUUCUCAUCCUGAGGCUGCCCUUCUGUGGACCUCAUGAAAUCAAUCACUUCUUCUGCGAAAUCCUAUCUGUCCUCAAGCUGGCCUGCGCUGACACCUGGCUCAACCAAGCUGUCAUUUUUGCGGCCUGUGUAUUUAUCUUAGUCGGGCCCCUCUGCCUGGUGCUGGUGUCCUACACGCGCAUCCUGUUCGCCAUCCUGAGGAUCCAGUCCGGGGAGGGCCGCAGAAAGGCCUUCUCCACCUGCUCCUCCCACCUCUGCGUGGUGGGGCUCUUCUUUGGAAGCGCCAUUGUCAUGUACAUGGCCCCCAAAUCCCGCCACCCUGAGGAGCAGCAGAAGAUCCUGUCCUUGUUUUACAGCCUUUUCAACCCUAUGCUGAACCCGCUGAUCUACAGCCUGAGGAACACAGAGGUCAAGGGCGCCCUGAGGAGAACACUGUACAAACAGAGGCAUGUAUGAAGGAUACCAAAAACCAACAUGGGGAAAGGCAUUUUGCUCCCAAUGAAAUCUGGCAGGUGGCAUUUUCACCUUGUGCUAUAAUAAAUACCACAUUAACAUAGAAUCUUUUAGACUUAAAUAUACAACCUGAAGCCAUGUAGACUUUAGAAAAUAAAAUAGAUGAAUGUCUUCAUGACCAUUGGUAGGCAAAGAUUAUUAGAGAUGAUGCAAAAAGCACAAGACAUAACGUUUGCAAAAUUGAUAAAUAUUAGACCUUUUCAGAAUCAUUCUGAUUUUCAAUAUUCCUGUGAAGAAAGCAAGCCACAUACCAAGUGUUGUACAUUUUAAAUGCAACGGUGAGUCAAGUACAACCACAUGAGGAGACAAAGAGAUAUAUUAGGAAAGCACAAAGUUUGUUGUCCUCACAGGUUCUGGAAAAGGAGGCAGGAUCCCAGGGACAUGUAGGAAAGACACCAGGGUGGUCAGAAGGCAGAAGACAGGAGCAAGAGAAGGUUUACAUCACUGCCUUUAUGUACAUUUCCACAGAAAACAACCAAUAAAGGGUGUAUAAGAACAAUAAAGGGUGUAUAAGAACCUUUUGUGGGUUCCUAUAAAAGGCAAAUCUUUGCCAUGUAAAGAAAGGGCAUCACCAUGCAGGCAGGGUGGUGGUGGAGACUGCAGACCCUUUUGACAGCCUCUGUACAGCACGACAAAGCUCA